Messenger RNA from Lachancea thermotolerans CBS 6340, 3582 nucleotides. RefSeq names its product ribonuclease P (gene RPM2). The coding region runs from base 1 to 3582 and encodes 1193 amino acids. Lineage: Eukaryota; Fungi; Ascomycota; Saccharomycetes; Saccharomycetales; Saccharomycetaceae. Gene Ontology annotation, molecular function: protein binding. The record is from RefSeq and is a predicted model, not a curated record. The transcript has a single exon.
AUGGCGUUCAAAUCAUUCAAAUGUAAGUUCUACUCGAAAGGAUACCAUUCUUCUGCCCAGAAACAGACAACGGCCUUCUUCGAAAGCUCAUACCAAUAUCUGCGCCGGAACCAAGGAGUGGUUAGCCAGGAGAGCCACAUUCCAUCAUCGCAUAAUGUCGUAGUCUCGCCAAAUCCCGUGGUGGUGGCAAACGUCAACUAUAAUACCCUCGAGCAUGUGCUGGAAACUGAAGCUGCAGAGGAGAAAGCCCACCGAACUGAAGGCGAGCUAAAUGGUAGUGAGCAAAGAUCUAGCAAGCAUGGCAGGCGAGCAAGUUUAAGUGGAGCAGGUGGAUCCGGCCAGGCUCGCGACCGCUAUAGAGCAUUCAACGCUGACUCUAUACCGCACUAUUCCAAUAACAGGCAUUUGGUAAUAAAUGAACGGCUCUCAAAGAGCUACUUUUCAACAACAGCAGUUGAGCCUUCGAACAUUCCAGGUCAAGAACAGAACUUAGUUACACCCUCCGCAACUGCCGAUCCUAAGGCCGUUUUAGAUGCUGACGCUUCAAACCCAGUAUCUGCGAACUCACAAGCUUCUCCCUGGGAACCUGAUACUGAGGAGACUCUGAACCCGGAGACUUUCCUUCAGACGCAGGUUGCGCACAUCAAGCACUGUUUUGCUGUAGGAGACUACAACAAGAUCAACGCACUAUAUCAAGCCUUAGUGAGGAACGAGAUCGUACCGCCAGUUGAAAUAUAUGCUACUGUGAUAGAAUCGGUCUGCAUGCGUGACCUCGAUAAUGAUAAUGUGGAUAAUCGCAUGUUUCAAUUGCUUAACUGUUACCAGGACUUAAUUAACAACAAGUUGAAGCCAACAGAAAAAAUUUACAGCUUGGUGAUAGGGAGCUUGUUGAAAGGAUCCAUAUUGGCUUAUGAAUCUGGAAACGGCAACGGUUGUGACUUUUACAAGAUAGCAGUUGACCUGUUUCGGGCCUCCAAUGCUCACAAAUCACAUGAAUUCCCCAAGGAGCUACUAGAUUGCUCUCUACUAGCGAUGAACUUAUACCCAGGGUACGUCGAGCUAGACUAUGUCAUCGAAGUGCUUAACAAUUCUAAACUUUAUGUUAGAGACACAUUCUACUACGUUUCCAUGAUGUCUUACGCCAAGCACCUCAAUAAUAACUUUGUGCUGAAAAAGCUUUAUGAUGAGUUUCGGAGUGCGUGCGUAGCCGAUGUGAACCUACAGAAUCACCAAUACGAGGUUUACAGUAUAAUGCUAUCAGGCUUAGUGGAAACUGGAGACAUGGCCUUAGCAGUCAAGCUAAUGGACAAAGUUUUGACUGAUGCAAAGGAAAAGGUGGGUCUUGCUUCGAACAUUAGCAUGGUACUGUCAAAUUUCCUUAUCUCUGUCAGCAAGAUGGACUGUCAAAAAGCAUACCAAUUAUGGUUAGAGUUUAAAAAGCUACAGUGGAUUCCUGAAUUUUCGUACAGUUUUUACAUGACGCUACUCUCGAAUAGCUUGGGAGACUGGCAACUCGCCAGAAAAAUUUAUGAUUACAUGCUCCCAAUGACAAGAGAACCUAAUAAACCUCCUGCCAGCCUAAUCGAGCGACUUUUACAACCCCUGGGCACAAACUCUUUGCUAAGCUCUUUUCUGGAUUACGCUUUACAGCUGAAUGACACUGAAGUUGUAAUGAAAGUGUUGGAGGAGUCAAUAGUAAAGAGAUUUGGCUUCGAAAUAGGAGUUUACCCAUACGUUUUCCAGUUCUUGAGGAACAUACGUUGUCCCGAUGAUUACUUGUUAAGAUUUAUCAACUUCCAUGGGCAGCUCUUAACAAAAGGCAACGAAAGAUUUGAGUUUCUGAAUGGCCUCAUCGAUAGCUUUCAGUCACAGGUGAUAUUAGCCAAGGUGACUGAGAUGAAGUUUUUCGCGGACUACUGCCGUAGCUUCAAUGUCGCUGAAAGCCGCAUGAUAAACCACAGUGGGAUCAUUGCAUGCUUCCAAAGCUUAUGGGGAUCUCCUCAAACUAUUGAAAGAUACAGCUAUAACAUCGAGCUUCAUGGAAUAAUGGUUUGCAAGCUCCACGACUUAGAAGGUUACUACGCUGUAAUGGAAAAUGAGUACUUGCUACAAUUCAAAGAUCGCUUGACAGAGCGUUUUGAGAAGUUAAUGAUCAAUUACAAAAGGCUAAACCUAGAUCCGAAUAUGAUAUCCGGAACUCCAGUUCAAGCUGCAAAGAUGAUUAGCAUGUCGGAGGAACUGAUAAAUUACUUUGCUCAUCCAGGCGAUUGGGACAAAUCAUACCCUUUAUGCUUGGGUUCAAUGCUUAGAAAUUCCUUUAGUACAGGACUCAAAGCUUACGAAAGGUUGAGCGACGAUGGAUUUUGUUUCGAUUACGAUACUUACAGAGAGCUUAUCAAACAAAAAGUGAACAACAGUGAAAUCAUCACAAAGGCUUUGGAUUUGUGCCCAGAUGAAGAAGAGGAGAGAUACUUGAGCAACUGCUUGGUAGUAAAAACGUACAGCAAAGAGCUCGAAGAUAAAGUUUUGAAACAUCCUCUUUUCAAGACAAAAAUUUUGCCCCACCUCAAGGAUUCCUUCUACGUUAGAUUGGCCAAGAAUACAUCUGAUUUUCAAUUCUUUAUCGAGCAAAUUGGAUUUCCUCAACGUUUUCGGAGCAUCGCUGAUCAAGUUGAGCAUAAAGAAAUUGUGAGUUAUAUUUAUGAGCGACUAUUCAAAGACAAGAGAUACGAUGAAGUUCUUGCAUCGAAUAACGUUUGUCCUGUUUUGAAUGUGGAGCUGCUCUUGAAAAGUUGCAUUCGAGCCGGGGAAUUUGGCCAAUACAAGACCAUAUUCAACAAGUUCAAGGAUAGUUUAGUGGAUGCGUCGCUUAACGUACAGGCUGAAUAUCUGAUAACAAACAAGAGAGUCGAUGAGGCAAUAAAGCUAAUAAGAGGGUCUUCCCAAAAAACUGAGCACAAAACCAAUGAUUUAUUAUCAUUUGCCUUGUUUUUGAAAAGCUUUAGCGAGCCGAUAAUGAAUUUUGAUUUGAUCGAAAAUACUCUCCAGUUAGCCAAUAUUUUGUCUUCUCAAGAUGCAUUUGCAUCAAUGGUGGCUUUCUAUCAAACAUUGAUGCAUGACUCGGCUUUCUUGCAUGGCGUCAAUAUGAAUCAAGCUAUGAGCUGUGAAAUUGUUCAACAGAUGCUGAACAACUUGGGUGACGCGGUUCAAUUUGUUGAUUUGGAAAACGAAAAUGUUAGAAAGAACUUUCAGCGUAAAAUAAACAACUACUUCAGGUUUAGAAUGUUUCUUAAACUUCCAAACUUAGAAGAAUGCACAGUUUUACGGAUAAUACAAAUUUACGCCAAAGUUCAGCCACAGGCUAUCGACGCCCUUUUCAACAACAUUGUUGAGACAAUUUACCUCAACCCGAAUACCAGGCUUCUUUACCUAAGAAACGACAUGGUGUUCAAUUUCAAGCCUCAACAGCUGGCAAGUGUCGUUCGGGAGAUCGAAGAUAUUUACAUCUCAAACAACGAGCUCGAAGACGCAGAGAAAGCAAAAACCUUUAACGGGGUGCUUGAAAAGCUAUAUUCACUAUAA